GCCAUCCCCGCCAUUCAGCUACCCACUGGCACUGAUACGGAUAUCAACUUAGCCAGAACGAGAAACAGGCUGAUGAUUGUCGGUCGUGCGACGUACCGGACAGCUCAGACACCCAUGCGUCUGCAUCGGAGCACGAAGCUAAUAUAAAUUGAUGCUGUGACUUGGAGCCAUGGCGACGGAGAAUCACGGACUGGCCAUACAAGAGCACCCGGCCUCCUACCCCCCUCUGUCGGUUUCCUUCUACAGCAGAGGUUGGCGAGAGUAUUGCUCUAGCUCUCGAAUACGUCGUCUUUUCGUCUCUUUCCUUCCCCCCUUGCCUUCACGGGAGUUUCUGCGUGUUGAAGAGUCCCCUGGUAAUACUAAUAAGGUCCUCGCCUGACCUGGCCUUACCUCAACUUUACCUGCCAGUAUGAACGGGAAUCAUAUCUCUUCCGCCGCAUCCGCGGGGUCGGCGGAGUCGCCGGGCCCAUCCAAGCUGCAGGAGAAGAAUGCGGCACCACAGUUUGAGUAUCUCCCCACCGUGGGCGAGACCAAGGCGAAGCGCUGCGGCGGUUCUCUUCCCAAGGAGAAGGACGGGACAUUUGCUCGUCUUCAGAGGCUGCGACAGGCCUCGAAGCGGCCACUUCCCAAGCGUCACGGGGACGGCUCGUACCCGGUGGUAGUGACCCGGCCCGGCGCCGGAGAGCACAUCAAGGCCCUUCAAUAUAGAGAUGUCAAGACCCUGCUCUCGAUUAUCAAGGGCAAGAUCAAGGGGGAGAAGAUCAAGGAUGACAAGACCAUGAUCAUGGAACGAACCAUUCAGCUCGUUGCCAAGCUGCCGCAUAACUCCAAGACCCGCGACGAGCUGACCAACGCCUUCGUCCAAGAGCUCUGGGAUUCGCUGGACCACCCUCCUCUGUUGUAUGUCGGCGACGACGCGAAGUAUCGGCGGGCCGAUGGCUCCAACAAUAACCCACUAUUCCCCAGCAUGGGAGCUGCUGGGACGACUUAUGCCCGGUCGUGCCCGCCCAAGCAUGUGAACCAGGGUGUUUUGCCUGAUGCCGGGCUGGUGUUCGACUCCAUCUUUGCCCGUACCAACUACACCAAGCAUCCCAAUAAUGUGUCGUCUGUCUUGUGGUACUGGGCUACCAUUAUCAUCCACGACCUGUUCUGGACGGACCAUGCCCAUGGGGACUUCUCCAAGAACAAGACGUCGUCCUACCUGGAUCUCUCGCCGCUGUAUGGAAGCAAUCAAGAGAUGCAGGACACGAUCCGAACCUUCAAGGAUGGCAAGCUCAAGCCCGACAGCUUUGCCGACAAGCGUCUCUUGGGCAUGCCGCCCGGCGUCUGCGUCUUCCUCAUCAUGUUUAACCGGUUCCACAACCAUGUCGCGGAGAACCUCGCCGCCAUCAACGAGGGCGGUCGGUUCACCCCGCCUCCCCCUGGCCUCGCGGGGGAGCAGGCGGAGAAGGCGUGGAAGAAGUACGAUAACGACCUCUUCCAGACGGCCCGGCUCAUCACCUGUGGGCUGUAUAUCAACAUCACGUUGAUCGACUACGUCCGGAACAUCAUCAACCUGAACCGAACCGACACCACUUGGACGUUGGAUCCCCGCCAGGAAGCCGGUGCUCACGUGGGCACCAAAGAGGGAGCGGAAGCCGGCACGGGCAACGUCGUGUCGGCCGAAUUUAACCUCUGCUACCGCUGGCACUCUUGCAUCUCGGACAAGGAUGACAAGUGGAUCCAGCAGUUCUACGGCGAGCUCUUGGGAGGCGGCAAGGGCGAGAUGACGCCGGGCGAGAUGAUGCAGGCGUUCAUGAAGUUCGACGCUUCUAUUGCCAGCGACCCCGGUGAGCGGGUCUUCGCCGGGUAUAAACGUCAGGCCGACGGACGGUUCGACGACGAUGACCUCGUCGAGUGCCUCACCUCGGCCAUCGAGGAUUGCGCUGGGUCCUUUGGAGGCCGGAAUGUGCCCAAGGUGAUGCGUCCUGUCGAGAUUCUCGCCAUCCUCCAGGGUCGCAAGUGGAACGUGGCCGGGCUGAACGAGUUCCGCAAGUCGUUCGGCCUUAAGCCGUACGAGAACUUUGAAGACAUCAACUCGGACCCGGAGAUCGCCGACGCUCUGCGACACCUCUACAUCACGCCCGAUAAUGUCGAGUUGUACCCCGGCAUUGUGGCGGAGGAGGCCAAGACGCCCAUGGUACCGGGCGUGGGCAUCGCGCCGACAUACACCAUCUCCCGCGUCGUCCUCUCCGACGCGGUGUGCCUGGUGCGCGGCGACCGGCACUACACGAAGGAUUACACACCUCGCCACCUGACCAACUGGGGCUUCCAGGAAGUCAACUAUGACCGCAGCGUCAACCACGGGUGCGUCUACUACAAGCUCUUCCUCCGUGCGUUCCCGAACCACUUCAAGAGCAACUCGGUGUACGCGCACUACCCCAUGGUGGUCCCCUCGGAGACGCACAAGAUCCUCACGGACCUGGGCCGCGUCGACGAGUUCGACUUUAGCCGGCCGGCGUACAUGCCGCCUCGCGUGAACGUUACGACGUACAGCGGCGCGCAGCACGUCCUCGAGCGCCAGGACGUGUACAAGGUCGUCUGGCACGAGGGUCUGGGCCGCCUCAUGGGCAAGGGCGGCCUGGGGUUCAUGCUCUCCGGGGACACGGACCUCCACGCCGGACAGCGCAAGUGCAUGAGCGCGCAGCUGUACAAGGACGGCUGGGCGGCGGCGGUGAAGACGUUUUACGCGCAAAUCACCGACCAACUCCUGCAAGAAAAGUCGUACACCCUGGGCGAGAACAAGAAGCAGAGGCACGUCGACCUGGUCCGGGACGUGGGCAACCUGGCACACGUGCACUUCGCGUCGCGCAUGUUCAACCUGCCGCUCAAGUCUGCGCAGCACCCCAAGGGCGUGUUCACGGAGCACGAGAUGUACCAGCUGCUGGCGGUCAUCUUCGUGUGCGUCUUCUUCGACAUGGACCCGGCCAAGUCGUUCCCGCUCCGGCAGGCGGCGCAGGCGGCGGCGAAGAAGCUGGGCCAGGUGAUCGAGACCAACGUCAAGCUGACGACGACUCUCCACCUGCGCGGCCUGUUCACCUCGUCGUCGGACAAGAAGAACGACCCCCUGGCGGCGUACGGCACCAACAUGGUCAAGGGCCUCUCCCAGUCCGGUGGCGGGAUGAGCGCGUACGAGGUGGCGUGGAGCCACGUGCUCCCGACGGCGGCGGCCAUGGUGCCGAACCAGGCGCAGGUGUUCGCGCAGGCGGUCGACUACUACCUCUCGCCGCAAGGGCGUGUGCACCUCGCGGACCUGCACGCGUUGGCGAACCAGCAGCCCGCCUCGGAGCAGACGGACGCGCUGCUGCUGGGGUAUGCGAUGGAGGGGAUCCGCAUGGCGGGCACGUUCGGGUCGUACCGCGACGCGGCGGCGGAUGAUGUCAUCGUGGAGGCUGACGGGCGCCGGGUGGAGGUCAAGAAGGGAGACCGCGUGUUUGUCAGUUUCGUCGGGGCGGCGCGCGACCCUGUCAGGUUCCCGGAGCCGGAGAAGGUGGAUCCCCGUCGGCCGCUGGAGGCGUAUAUCCACUAUGGGCUGGGCCCGCAUGCGUGCCUGGGCCGGGAGGCGAGCCAAGUGGCGCUGACGGAGAUGUUCAGGGCGUUGUUCAAGCGGCGGAAUGUGCGGCGGCAGCCUGGUGCGCUGGGGGAGCUGAAGAAGGUGCCUCGGCCGGGGGGGUUUUUCGUGUACAUGCGCGAGGAUUGGAGUGGCUUGUGGCCGUUCCCUUGCUCGAUGACGGUGAUGUGGGAUGAGGACUGAGUAUGUUGUGAACUCGGACCUUCUCACGGGGAGGACGAAGGGGCUGCUGCUUCUUUAUCAUGUUGGUGAUGAGUCUCUGGGUUGAUACUAUUUUACUUUGUGAGCAUAUGAUAUCCUAUGGUUUGAAGGCAUAAAUAGCUUAAUUUAACUGGUCCUGGCGUCACGCAGUUAAGGUGAACCGAGUCCUUGAAACAAUAAUUUCGUCUUGUAUUCCAAAUGGAGACAGUCACUUCUGUAGGU
This is a messenger RNA of Sodiomyces alkalinus F11, 4033 nucleotides long. Its product is annotated as linoleate diol synthase. Bases 410 to 3793 code for a protein of 1127 amino acids. NCBI's taxonomy places the organism in Eukaryota, Fungi, Ascomycota, Sordariomycetes, Glomerellales, Plectosphaerellaceae. Gene Ontology annotation, biological process: response to oxidative stress. The record is from RefSeq and is a predicted model, not a curated record. Gene Ontology annotation, molecular function: heme binding; peroxidase activity; oxidoreductase activity, acting on paired donors, with incorporation or reduction of molecular oxygen. The transcript has 4 exons.